AUGAAGCACCUGUCGCACGUUCACCUCUUUCUCUUCAUCCUCCUCUGCCUGUUAGGAGCCGUCACAUCGCAGGUCAACCCAGGUGUGUGUCGGUACGCUCUGGGCAUGUCAAGCGGGCAGAUACCAGAUGAGGACAUCUCUGCAUCGAGCCAGUGGUCUGAAUCCACAGCUGCCAGAUACAGCAGACUGGACUAUGAGGAGGGUGACGGUGCCUGGUGUCCAGAAAUAACAGUGGAACCAGACCAGCUGAAGGAGUUCCUCCAGAUUGACCUGCGCUCACUCCACUUCAUCACCCUUGUGGGCACCCAGGGUCGUCACGCCGGGGGAAUGGGCAACGAGUUUGCCCAGACGUACAAGCUCAAGUACAGCCGUGAUGGCAGUCGCUGGAUUUCCUGGAGAAACAGGCAGGGAAGACAGGUGAUUGAAGGGAACAGGAACACCUAUGACAUUGCUCUCAGGGACUUGCAGCCGCCCAUCAUCGCUCGCUUGGUUCGCUUUAUGCCGGUGAUAGACCACUCCAUGAAUGUCUGCAUGAGAGUGGAGCUUUAUGGCUGCGAAUGGCUGGACGGUCUUGUUUCAUACAACGUUCCUGUCGGACAACAAAUGAACCUGCCUGCUUAUCCCGUUUAUCUCAACGACUCUGUCUAUGAUGGAGCUAUUAUCCACAGUAUGACAGAAGGUUUGGGCCAGCUGACUGAUGGGGUGUGUGGUGAAGAUGACUUCACUCUAAGUCACAUCCACAAUGGGUGGCCAGGGUACGACUACGUGGGCUGGAACAACGAGAGCUUCCCCGAUGGAUUUGUUGAAAUCAUGUUUGAGUUUGACCGUAUACGAAACUUUACCUCCAUGAAGGUUCACUGCAACAACAUGUACUCCCGCCAUGUCAAGGCCUUCAGACAAGUGGUUUGUUACUUCCGCUCCGAUUCAGACUGGGAAACCACACCACUCUCUUUCAGACCCGUGGGAGACGAGAGGAACCCAAGCGCUCGAUUUGUCUCCAUCAACCUGGCCAAUCACAUGGCCAGUGCCAUCAAGUGCCAGUUCUACUUUGCUGAUGCGUGGAUGCUGUUCAGUGAGAUCACCUUCCAGUCAGACACGGCCAUGUACAACACAACGCUGGUUCCACCCUGGACUGCAAUUCCAGCAAACACAGGCGUCUCUCCACAUCCCUUCCCAGAAGACGACCCCACACAUAAGCUGGAUGACAGCAACACUCGGAUUCUGAUUGGCUGCUUAGUGGCCAUCAUCUUCAUCCUUGUGGCCAUUAUUGUCAUCAUCCUGUGGAGGCAGGUGUGGCAAAAGAUGAUGGAGAAGGCUUCUCGUAGGAUGCUAGAUGAUGAACUAACUGCUAGCUUAUCAAUACAGAGUGAGACUUUUGUGCUUAAUCCCAACCGGUCGGAUACAGCCAACGACCAGGAGUCUAAUUCUGCAUAUGAGCGCAUCUUCCCACUUGGUCCAGACUACCAGGAGCCAUCACGCCUCAUAUGUAAGCUCCCAGAGUUCGCACAGAGCUUAGAAGAACCCGCUUCAACCAGCACAGGAGCAUCCAAAUCCAACCCUACAGGUGCAGCCCAAGAUGGCGCCCCUCACUAUGCAGAGGCAGACAUCGUCAACUUGCAGGGUGUCACUGGAAGCAACACGUAUGUGAUCCCUGCUGUGACUAUGGACCUGCUGUCUGGGAAGGAUGUUGCUGUGGAGGAGUUCCCCAGAAAGCUGCUCAUAUUUAAAGAGAAGCUGGGAGAGGGCCAGUUUGGAGAGGUACACCUGUGUGAAGCAGAGGGAAUGCAGGAAUUUAUGAACGAAGAGUAUUCAUUUGACGUCCCCAAGGACCAGCCGGUCUUAGUGGCUGUGAAGAUGCUCCGUUCAGACGCCAGCAAGAACGCAAGGAAUGACUUCCUUAAAGAGAUAAAGAUAAUGUCACGUUUAAAGGACCCCAAUAUCAUUCGUCUGCUGGCCGUGUGCAUCUACAGCGACCCCCUCUGUAUGAUUACAGAGUACAUGGAAAAUGGAGAUCUCAACCAGUUUCUGUCCCGUCAUGAACCAGAAGGACAGCUUGCUCUGCUCAGUGACACACCUACUGUCAGCUUUAGCAAUCUGUGCCACAUGGCCACUCAAAUAGCCUCUGGAAUGAAGUACCUCUCGUCUCUGAAGUUCGUCCACCGAGAUUUAGCCACACGCAACUGCUUGGUGGGCAAAAACUACACAAUAAAAAUUGCUGACUUUGGCAUGAGCAGGAACUUGUACAGCGGGGACUAUUACCGCAUCCAGGGCCGAGCGGUGCUGCCCAUACGGUGGAUGUCGUGGGAGAGCAUUCUUCUGGGUAAGUUUACCACAGCGAGUGACGUUUGGGCCUUUGGUGUGACACUGUGGGAAAUCCUCAACUUCUGCAAGGAGCAGCCCUACUCUCAGCUCACCGAUGAGCAGGUGAUAGAAAACACGGGGGAGUUUUUCAGGGACCAGAAACGACAGAUCUACCUGCCUCAACCUGUUCUGUGCCCAGACUUGCUUUACCAGAUCAUGCUAAGCUGCUGGAGGAGAAACGCAAAGGAACGGCCCUCCUUCCAGGAAAUACUCGCAGCACUCUUGGAUUUACAGCUUUAA
Nematolebias whitei (Rio pearlfish) is the source of this 2601-nucleotide messenger RNA. It is a transcript of the gene ddr2a, whose product is annotated as discoidin domain receptor tyrosine kinase 2a. Gene Ontology annotation, biological process: protein phosphorylation; positive regulation of kinase activity; multicellular organism development. The record is from RefSeq and is a predicted model, not a curated record. Gene Ontology annotation, cellular component: membrane; signaling receptor complex. Gene Ontology annotation, molecular function: collagen binding; ATP binding; protein tyrosine kinase collagen receptor activity. Lineage: Eukaryota; Metazoa; Chordata; Actinopteri; Cyprinodontiformes; Rivulidae. The transcript is spliced from 16 exons. Bases 1 to 2601 code for a protein of 866 amino acids.